Molecule: messenger RNA, 318 nt
Organism: Clunio marinus
Lineage: Eukaryota; Metazoa; Arthropoda; Insecta; Diptera; Chironomidae
Source: the annotation of a GenBank genome assembly
AUGAGAAGAAUAAGAAACCCAAACACAUGUGCUAAUGUUACGAGCAUGCAGUAUGUAGUGGAUGUGAAUGAUACAAAAGCAACAAACAAAGUGCAACAGAACGUGAAAGAGCUUUUUAAUUUACAACAUAAUACUUAUUACUGUUUUCUGUCGAACUUCAUUUCAAACUCGGAAAGGAAAAUGAGAAAAAAAAGUGUUCAGAAAAAACGUAGUUCUGAAUUACUUUUUCUGUUAGAAAACGUUCAAAAUAUUAUAAAUUAUUUAAUUCGCCUUCAUCCCCCCGAAAACAUAAAAGUAGAAAGAGAUACUAUUCAGUGA